Molecule: messenger RNA, 7803 nt
Organism: Leishmania mexicana MHOM/GT/2001/U1103
Lineage: Eukaryota; Euglenozoa; Kinetoplastea; Trypanosomatida; Trypanosomatidae
Exons: 1
Coding region: 1-7803 (2600 amino acids)
Biological process (GO): spliceosomal complex disassembly
Cellular component (GO): catalytic step 2 spliceosome; intracellular anatomical structure
Molecular function (GO): RNA binding
Source: RefSeq, a predicted model, not a curated record
AUGUCCCUCUAUGCGUGCCGUCACGAAUGGUGUGAGGACUACUGCGCUCACGGAAGCGCGACGCCGAUGUUCUCGCUGGCGAAGGCCGACCCCGCUGCCGCACCAUCCUUGCCUGCCGCUUCUCCCACCACCACGGCAAAGCCGCAUGGCGAUCAAAGCAGCCAUCGACGCCGGCUUCCGCCGCUGCUGCUCUGCGCCGCGUCCACCGGAACCGGAAAAAGCGUGCUCAUUCCGCUUUACGCACUCGACGCCCAUUGGGCGGUGCUGGAGCGGCGACUGCUGCAAACAAUUGACGACUACGACAAAACCGCUGCAGCGGAGGCCACGGAGAAGGUGCGAGGUGGCGCCCACUCCGCGCACGAUACCCUGCUCUCCGCCAUGACGGCGCAACAGAUUACGGCGGACGCGGGGGCGCCCAACGUUGUCUUGCAGCCUUUCCCUCUUGACUCGCAAGAGAACUUCAUACGCGAGUUCACGGCCUGCAGCCGGCUGCGCAUCGUGGUAAGCCAGCCAACUCGUGUAGCAUGCGCGGAGCUCGCCGCGUACGCAAGCGCGCUCUUGGACGCCGGUCGCACAUGCGUCGGUGCCAGUCACAGCUCCGAAGCGGCGCCGGCAGGAGCAGGACUCGGCGGCCGCCGCCGCCGCGACAAGACGCAGUGUUCCCUGAGCCGUCGGCUUGUUGGAAAGCGGGUGGGUCUUGCUGUCGGUGGGGCGUCGCAGUUUUGCUCCGAAACGGAGAUCGUCUUCGCCACGCCCGGCUACAUCGUCAAUGCGCUGCGGGUCUCUCAUCCCCAGUCGUCGCUGUCGCCAACGACGCUGGUGGUGGAUGAGGCGCACUGCCGCGACGUUGAAACGGAUGCCUUGCUGGCCUGGAUGAAGCUGUCGCGAGCGUGCAGCCAAGGGGGUGAUGCAUCGGGGUCGGCGGCUUCGGCGCCGCUCCCGGUGCUGCGUCAGUACUACGUGGUGUCCGCCACCAUGAAUCUGCAGGCGAUGGACACCUAUCUCUGCCGAGGACUUCCGAACGGCAGCAACGAUGAGCGCGACGUCCAUCCAGGGCAGAGCGAAGGCCUCGCUCGAGGGCCCAAGCGCACAAUCGCGGAGAGCGAUGCACUUCCCGAGGAUGCCAGGAGCACCGACGCCGUGCCUGCAGACGCGCCGCUUCUGCUUCUAUCUCCGACGCAACGUCAUCAUGUGCGGCGGUGGUGGCAAAGGGAACAGGCACUCGGUGCUGGCGGGCGUAUCGAUGGCGCAGACGUGGACUCCGCCGUGACGCGGGCAGUGACGACGGAUCAACGCGUGCGCGCGGCCGUCUUGCAGCUCGUAGAGACCACCGAAGGCUACGGCGAGUGCGAUGACGGUUACCGUGACGACCCCCUUCUUAUCGGUGGCGCCGCGAGUGUGGCGAGCGGCUCACCCGCCAACUCCACAGAACAGGCGGUGGGUGGCUUCUUUGCCAGCAGUGCCAAGAGCCCCACAGAUUCCACAGUCAGAGGGGCGCCACCGCCGCGUCUGCCACCGCCCCUCAACUCAUCGGAGCUUCGCGGCGCCGACGGUGCGGCCAUUGUCAUCGCCACCCAACCGUACCGUGUGGAACGCUACUUCGUCGACGAUCUCGACCCCGUGAAGGGCAGCUUUGCGAGGUCACGGGUGCUAUUUGACGAGGCCACACGUCUCAGCGCUACCGCUGCGGCAUCGGCGGCAGCGACCCGCACCCCUUCGAACGCGGCGCAAGGUGUGGCGAGCAGCGGUAGGAAAGGUGGAAGGCAACCCAAGCAGGGCGACAAGGCAGCCUCCUCCGCGCCUGCCGCCGACGCCACCCAGCGGUCGAGCAAGGGCUUUCCGAUUUGCCUCACCGACGAUGGUGCCGCGCUCCGAGCACGGUUAGUCGAUCUACACGGCACGCGUGCCGCCUCCUAUGUCAUGCUCAACACCCAUGCACGCGCGCUUGUAGAGCUCAUUCUUCAGUUGCUGCAGGCCGCACGGCUUCGAUGGAUCGACGGUGCGGUCGCGCUUCCCGCGUCACCGCGAUCACAGCGUAGCGAACAGUCCUCCCACGCCGAUGGCAUCGCUUGUGAGCCUGUGUCGAUGGCUCUUGCAGUCGCAGACCCGCCGGCAGUGGAGGCUCCGAUCACAGUGCUGGUGUUUGUCGCCGGCAUCAGCGAGCUGCACCAGAUCACGCUGGCUCUCGAGCGGCUGUGCGACACUGUGCAGCCCUCACCCUCGACGGCGUCGUUCCCAUCCACCAACGCUGCGGACUCGAGCGCACCCUCGACUCUCGUGCUGCGCCACGGCUCCGAAGUCUUCUCUAUCGGUCUUCUGCACUCCACCGCGGUGGGAAGUCCGCAAGAGCAGUUGACGGCGACGGAGAACGCGGGGGCUCCGUUGCGCUUGCUUCUCUCGACCAACGUCGCUGAGAGCUCCCUCACCAUUGCGAACACCCGCAUCGUGGUGGACACGUGCCUUGAGCGCCGCAUCAGCACCGACGACGUCACCGGUGCCACGCAGGUGCUGACGUCCUUCGUGUCACCAAGUGGGCUGCGGCAGCGAUGUGGGCGGGUCGGCCGGACGGGCGAUGGCGUUGUGAUCCACUUGGCGCCAAGGCGGUUUGUGCUUCCAGAGGCUUUUCUGCGCCCUCCGACGACGAUGAGGCGGGUCUUAUUACCCACGUCCUCAACUGCAGGCAUGUGCGAUUCGUCAGCCUCGACGCAGACCUUCGAAGCCCUGCCCGAUGGCGUCGCAACGGUGCUGCUACGGCUAAAGUUUCUCUUCGCGAAGGUCAGUGACGCGUUGGCGGCGUUGCCGUCGCCGCCAGGCGCCGCAGCGGUGCGGCUGGCCUUGCAGCAGCUCGCGGAUAUGGGCCUUCUCCUCUUGCCAGAGGCGGCAGAAACGACGCCGCCUCAGGAGGCGACUCGCAACCUACCCGAUCUCGCAGCCGCAAGCGCGCCGUUCGGUUCUGCUGAUGCGGCCGCCCUCUACGGCUGCGACGGUGCGCUGCUCCCUCUACUAAACUGCAGCACUUUAACCCCAAAGGGUUACUUCGUGGCCAGUCUGCCGCUGCCGUACGAGCACGCCACCUUCGUCUAUCAUGGCCUGCAGUUCAGCUGCGUCGAGGACGCGCUGAUGGUGGCGUGCGCCAUGGCCGUCCCGUCGCUGUUUCUGACGCCGCGCGUGUCGUCCCGUAGUGCCAUUCAGGUAGGGAUGCGGCGCAGAACAAAGUCUGACUACGCCUCGCAGCGGUGGGACGUGGACAGGAUGCCGGCCCUCUCGCCGCUCGAGCAGUUCUAUCGGCACCUCUGGGUGCAGCGUCACUUCGCCGGCUUUGCCGUGCAGCGGAUGGUGCGCCCCGCCCCCUACCCGCCCGACGGCGGCGAGGCGACAGACAACCGCCAAACCAUCAACAACAACAACUCCGCGGGCUACGGUGACGAACUCGCGCCCACCACGACCGCCGCGACAACAUCGGUGGAGCGGCAGGCGGGACAGCUGAGUGAGCCCCUCAUGUUGCGCGCGCUGCUGCGGCAAUGGUAUGCCUUUUCGAACGUGAAUGCCUGCAUCGGGUUCCAGAACACGCACGGGCUUAACAGGAGCGCCAUGCGCCAAGUGGACAGCAUGGUAGCCCAGACCUGCGGCCGGCUCAUCCGACUGCUGCGCCAGCUGAGCGCCGCCUCAGAGGAUGCCGCAGGAGCGGCCGUGGAUGGCGCUGACAAGCGCUUCGUUGUCGAGGACGCCGAAGCCGAGGUGGAUUUUGGGGCCUACGUGUGCCAAGCCGGCGCCGUUGAGCCCGGCACGACUGUCCUGCCAAGCACGAACGGCAUGCCACAACGCGGGAGCAACGGCGGUGGCAGCGCCAUCGGUUGUAUCCCUUUUCUUCCAGACUGGCCUACAGAGGCCCGGGAGCAGCUUCUGCGCUCACUGCGGCGCCUCCAGCGCGUCGCGGUGGGUCGUGUGCACCUGCGCCACACCGAGGUGCGGCAACGCUACGGCCUGCCGCAGUGGUACGACAGCGAAGAGCGGUUGAUUCGACUGUGGGGUCGUCCAUACCUACGGCACGGCCCCGCCGAUCACUUGGCCUCACGUACCGGCGGGCGAGGAGCAGGUAGAAUUCGUGACGGUGUUCUGGACAAGGUGCGAGACGCAAGAGAGGCGGUGCAGCGACACCCGUGCUUCACGUACUGGGUCGAUGGCCUGCCUGCCUUGCGCUCGCCUUACCCCUCCCUCUACAGGCAGCAGCGCGCGACGUCCGUCGCUGGUGACGGCGCCAUCACCCCUUUCUCGACAAGUGUGCCUCCACCGUUGUCCACGCACGUCACGCGGCCAAGGGUGCCCAUCUACCGCCCGCCAGCCCCGCCGCCCCCCAUCCCGCCCGUCGUCUUCGCGAUGGGUCGCACCGACGAACGACUGUGCGCCGCCUUCGUAGCCGCGUUCGGCCACCGCACCCUGCGCGGCGAGGACGGGGGGCACCGCUUCCACCACCGCCGCCUGCGCCGCAACAUGCAGGCACUGGAGAACGACGAGGAGCACGUCUGCACCUUUCAUAUAGAUGUGCAGCAGCAGCAAGAACUAGAAUCGUCGUCACUGUCUAGCAGUGGCACAGCGGAUCAAUCGACACGCACCGCACCACUGUCCCCGCCGCCCAACUCCUACGACCUCCUCCAGGCAUCGGGUGUGACGUCGAAGUCGGUGGAGCAGGCUCUUGCUCCAUACCUGCGUGGCGCGGGCCUGCAGCAGCUGGAGGUCUUCCAAAGCAAUCGCCUCGCCGUGGCAGCUCGCUUCGCCAGCGACGGGUUCAGCGGCCUCUUCGACAGCCUCUCGCCCAGCUACUCCACCGUUCUCUGCGCCAACGGCGACGCUGACAACGACGCAUAUGGAGAGAGUGACAGCAUGGACGACAUCGGAGACGACGCCGCCCCUAUGCUGCGCGUUCAUGCUGUGCGGGAUGGACGACACACCGCUGCAAGGGCCACGAAGAGUGCCGAAGCCAGAAGUGGGGUCACAACGUCAGAGGCAGCAUCGAUAAACACUCGGCCGGUAACCGCAGACGGUGCACGUGGACCGCCAUCAGAGGAGCUACUGAAGGCGGUGGUGCUCCCGUCCGCGUUGCGAUACGCUGACGGAGGGAGGCCGCCACCGGCAGCGACAUCGCCUGCCCGAGACACCUCUACUCGAAGAAGUCAUCCGUAUGUGCAGCUGGCACCUUUCGGCGUCAGCCUCCUCACUGCCGCAGCCGCAGGCACCGGCGGUGGGGGUGGGGGCAGCGGCCUUGGCAGCCUCCAGCGCAUACCCUUGCCUGGUGCUGCGACCUCUGCACUCAGCUCGCCAAUUGUGCCGGCGCAGCCGUCGUCAUCCUUGGCCGCCGUUCCCACCUUACCCUCCGCAUCGCUCGUACGCCAGGCCGGCUCCACUGCAGAUGAGCGGCGAAGCGUGAGCUUCUCCGAGCUCCCUCUACCGCCCGCCUCUGUGACAACGCGGCCCACCCGCGGUGGAGCCGCCACUGCGACUGUUACGACGACGACUCGCGUGGCGUGGUCCGAUAACCUUGGCAUUAGUGGCCGGUCGGUCACUCGUGCUGCCGUGGCAGCCUUGGGCCUGGCGGACCUGUUUCCCACGGCGCCUCCGCUGUCGAAGAACUCGUCACCGCUCGACAGCCGGGGAACUCCCUUGCGCAGCAACAGUGAUGGCGACACGGCCGCCACCUCUGCGCCUUCAUCGGUGUGCACGAACUCGCAGCCGUCGGAUGGCACGGCAACGCCGACAACCCUUACAAUCAGUGUCGUGCCGCCUAUCUACGUUACCCGCAGCAUCACGUGGAAGGUGCCUCUGCCUGCCCUCAUACCCCCCGCCUCCUCGAUGGCGCAUGCCACGCACAGCGGCAGCACCGACGCUGCACCGCCGCCGGCGUACUACUGUAUGCUCUGCAACCACCUGUGCUCUAGCCAAGGCGCACUUGACCAGCACUACCGUUCCGCCAGCCACCUGGAGCAUCUCUACCAUGCCGUUCAGCUCGGACUGCGCCGCGAGCACCUGGAGACGCUGUACGGCUGGGCCCCGCGGGCCGCAUGUGGCCCUCAGCGCACGGGCACAGAUGAGGCACUCACGCGCGAUCACCCCGGUUUCAUCGAAAGCGAAGCUAGCGCCAGCACACUCCACCUCGCACCGCCUGCCAAGGCUGUGUUGCCGCUGGCGUCGCUACUCUCCCUUCAUAGCGUCACCCGCCUGCCGCUCGCCCAGCACGUCUACCCAUGUGUUGUCGGUGCCCUGUCGUUCUUGAACUGCCUACAGUGGUCUGCCGACGACUCUGCGCCGUCACCGUCAUGCCUGUCCUCGCCAGAGGGGCCAAAACGCCCGGGCGCUCAUAAGGCGGAGAGCAGAGCAGCAGGGGCGCACCGCGCCACGCCGCUUGCGGUGGCUGGCAGUCUCGUAGCGCUGCAGAGCGUCGCCGAUGUUCUUCCGCCGCCGCACCUGCGGAAGUCGACGCAGCCAAGCCCGUGUCGUGGCGGGGCUGGAGCGGGGGCGGCGGCCCCGUCGUCAUCGGUCGACGCGGAUACGCUCUCGGCGCAUCAUGUGUGGGUGCUGAACUUGUCCAACAGCGGCGAAGUGAGUGCGGCUGCCUCGGGAACUACUUCGCCGCCGAUGUCAGCGCUGCUCGUGGUAGCCGGCUACCUCGCCGCUGCCUCACCGCAGGCCACGGUGGCGCUGCUGCUCAACGGCACACACACACACCUCCACGCGGUGAUGCUGUACGGCUUGGGCGUGUGGCGGCUGCCGACGCCGCUGCCCAUGCAAGGCUACAUGGGUCUCCUGGAGCAUAUUGGACGCGGCGGCGGCUGGCCUGGUGUGCUGGUGCCCAUGACCAACGAUCCGUCCUAUAAAUGGCGGGAAAGCGUGCGUGAAGAAGCGUCGCCUGCAACGCAUGGCCCCUCUGACGAGCUCCACUGGUGCGCUCCAGAGGCGGCGUGUGCCCUGUGCUCAGACAAGCAUCUCGGCGGCAUGUCGGCGAGAGUGCGCGCGCUAGACCGUGACGCCAUCGUGGAGGCCACGCUACUUCUCGUCCUUCACGAGUAUCUUCACGCGCGCCGAAACAUGGUCACCCUGGCCGACUACGUUGAGCGAGUGCUGCACAAGCUUCAGCUCUCUCCCUUUGUGGUGCCCGGCGCGCGUGCAGGGCAAGGGGCCGAGCGAGUAUCAUCAGCGGUGACGGCAGCAGACGUGCUGACCGCAUACCUGGCGCACGUCCGUCGCGGCCAAACCGUACAGGCGCUCUUGCGCGACCUCGGGUGCGUCUUCGCGACACCACCGCGCGCUCUGGCGACGCUCAUGCAACCUACAAGUCCGUCCACUCCUGCCAGGAAUGCCGAGGGGAGCUGCAGUGGUGCGCAAGUAGGGCUGGGUGAGGGCCGCAGCCGCUGGGCGUCCUUGUCGCCUGCUGCGGCGCUGUCAAGGCGGCUCAGCUACCGCGCGCUGGGUGCCGAAGGGGCAGCGGUGGAGAUGAUGUUCACGGUGCCACCGGCGCUCCCGUCGCGGCUACCGCCCGUCACGUUCGCCGCACAGCUCCGGCAGUUCUACGUCGACCGUCACGCGCACCGCUGGGCGCCGCAGAGGCGGGCGUCCGAACGGCCGACACGCACUGGUGGCGCUGCGGCCAUCACAGCCCGAGCGGGAGACGAGGAGCUCAUCAAGGGUAAGUCACAUGCGCGUUCUGCACGUCCGCUUCAAACCCGCGACAGUGCUGGUCGCCUUCGUGGCCCCCGCAAGGUCUACAAGGGCAUCGGCAUCGCUGAUGAGGCGAACCUGCCGCAGUUUUAG